Molecule: messenger RNA, 582 nt
Organism: Babesia bovis T2Bo
Lineage: Eukaryota; Apicomplexa; Aconoidasida; Piroplasmida; Babesiidae
Exons: 2
Coding region: 33-560 (175 amino acids)
Source: RefSeq, a predicted model, not a curated record
UCUAUGCCACCAAAGUACAAUCCAUUUUUAAAAUGGAUAAUGAAGUUGAAUAUAAAGAACUAUGCAGGGAAAUAUACAACUACUACAGUAGCAAGGCAAUCCCUGCCAAAGGUAACCGUACAGCUUUAAUGCUACGAGCAACUGGAGAACCAUGGAACAAACAAGAAAUUGAACAGUAUACAUCAUGCCGUAACCCUGAUAUGAAAUUUGAUGAUUUUUGGAAAAUCGCAAAGGCUAAGCGCUUCGGUAUAGGACAUAAUACCCGAAAUCCGGCUGAUUACCAGCACCUGGUGGACGAAUACGGCACUUGGAUCAAUCUAUCGGUAAACGAAUGUAUGGAAAUUGUAACGGCAUUUAAAGCAAUAGUACAAUUAAGAGGAGCAGUGGAUAAUAGCAUGGCUCCAAGCACUAUCAAUACACAGUAUCUGAUGCACCUACUGACGCACGUGGGUGAUCCCAUACCCAGACAUACCGUAAAGUACCUCAAGAUGGAUCAACAUGGAUACAACGGAAGAGUUAGCAUAAGGACAAUGCUAAAGAUGCUAGGCCGCAAGGAGUGAUACAAGUAUCCAGGAAAACAUG